AUGCAUCAGCCGGGAAGAAAGACCUCCAUUGGGAUAUAUCUCGUGCUUGUUGUGUUGGAGUAUAACUGGGGAGCGGUAUCCGGGCAGCUCUCCUAUUCCGUCUCAGAGGAGGUAAACCUGGGGACUUCAGUUGGAAAUCUCGCCAAGGAUCUAAAUCUUAAUGCACAGGAUUUAGAGUCACGUAUGUUUCAGAUUGUUACUGGCUCGAAGAGAAAGCAUUUCGAUAUAAAUUUAAAGUCAGGUUUUCUCUACGUCAGUGAACGAAUAGACAGAGAGGAGCUCUGUGCGAAAGCUGCAAAAUGCACAAUAAACGUAGAGGCUGUGAUUAAUAAUCCACUGAAACUUUACCGUAUUGAAGUUAAUAUUCUUGACGUAAACGAUAACCCUCCCUCUUUCAGUGCCAAAUCACAAACUAUCGACAUAGCAGAGAGUGUCUUGCCGGGAGCUACAUUCCCAGUGCUGUCAGCCUACGAUGCCGAUGUAGGGAAAAAUGGUAUUAACACAUACAAGCUAAAUCCCAGCGAAUAUUUCUCUUUAGCGGUGCACAAAGGAGAGAGCGUGUCAGCCGAGUUAGUACUGCAGAAAUCAUUAGACCGAGAAAAACAGGCUUUAAUUAAGCUCACUUUGACCGCUGUAGAUGGAGGAACACCUCUAAAAUCAGGCACGUCAGAAAUCAUCAUUAAUGUUCUGGAUAACAACGAUAAUAUCCCUGCUUUUACAAAAACAUUGUACAAAGCAAGUAUUACAGAAAAUGCACCACUUGGCAGCACAGUGGCAACAGUAACUGCAACUGACGCUGAUGAGGGGACAAACAAAGACAUUGUAUAUUUUCUAAAUUCCAAAGAUCAGGACAAUGUCUUGAACAUUUUUGACAUUGAUUCAGAAACAGGAAUUAUAACUGUUAGAGGAAAAAUCGACUUCGAAACAAAUCCUGCCUUCGAAAUUCGUGUGCAGGCUGCCGACAAAGGCCAGCCUCCAUUAACAGCACAGUGUAAAGUGCUCGUGGAGGUGGUGGACGUGAAUGAUAAUGCGCCUGACAUCACGGUGACGUCACUGCUCAGAACCGUGAAGGAGGACGCUGAAAUCGGUACUGCCAUUGCACUUGUUUCAGUUCUUGACAGAGAUGGGGGCAAAAAUGGUAAAGUCAAAUGUGAGAUAUUGAAUUCGGUUCCUUUUAAAUUAGAGACAAAUUAUAAAAAUUACUACUCUUUAGUUAUUGGUGGAGCUCUGGACAGGGAAAUCAUUUCCCAUUACAAUAUCACUAUCAAAGCUACGGAUGAAGGUAGGCCCCCUCUCUCUAAUACCAGCGUGGUUAUUAUUCAGGUUUCUGAUGUCAAUGACAACAAACCUCAAUUCACAGAAAACAUAAUCAAUGUCUAUGUGAAAGAAAACAGUCCAGUGGGGGCAGUUAUAAAAACAGUUUCAGCUAUUGAUGCCGACAUUGAUCAGAAUGGUCAGGUGAGAUAUUCAUUUCUACACAACAACAGUAACUCACUGCCACUCUCAACAAUGGUGAACAUCAACUCAGAGACUGGAGAUAUAAUCAGCCUGCAGUCUUUUAACUAUGAGGAGUUAAAAACCUUUCAGUUCAAAGUUCAGGCCACAGACUCUGGUGUUCCUCCGCUCAGCAGCAACGUGACUGUCAACGUUUUAAUCCUGGAUGAAAAUGACAAUAAUCCAACGAUUCUCGCGCCAUAUUCUGAGCACGGCUCCGUCAACAGUGAGAGCAUCCCAUAUUCUGCUGAAGCGGGAUACUUUGUGGCAAAGAUCAGGGCUGUAGAUGCAGACUCUGGAUACAAUGCGCUGCUCUCUUAUCACCUGUCUGAACCCAAAGGAAACAACCUCUUCCGGAUCGGAACCAGCACCGGAGAAAUCAGGACUAAGAGGAGAAUGAGUGACAAUGACUUGAAAACUCACCCCUUGCUGGUCUUGGUUUCUGAUAACGGAGAACCCUCCCUGUCAGCUACUGUGUCUAUUGACGUGGUGGUGGUGGAAAGCACAGCUGACAUCCACACUCAGUUCAGACAUGUGCCCAUAAAGGAGGACAGCUUCUCUGAUUUAAACCUGUAUCUGCUGAUCGCCAUUGUGUCGGUCUCGGUCAUCUUUCUGCUCAGCCUCAUCAGUUUAAUAGCUGUCAAAUGCCACAGGACAGACGGCACCUUCAGCAGGUACAGCGCCCCAAUGAUCACCACCCACCCUGACGGGAGCUGGUCUUACUCCAAAUCUACUCAGCAGUAUGACGUGUGUUUCAGCUCAGACACGCUGAAGAGUGACGUAGUGGUUUUCCCCGCACCGUUUCCGCCUGUAGAUGCUGAGCUGAUCAGUAUUAAUGGAGGAGACACUUUUACCAGAACUCAGACUUUACCUAAUAAAGAAAAGUCUUCUCGUUUUGACUGCAAACUCCACACUGGUAUUUGUAUGUUGCUGUCCGUGGUGCUGAAAGCAAGUUUCUAA
This is a messenger RNA of Chelmon rostratus (copperband butterflyfish), 2454 nucleotides long. RefSeq names its product protocadherin alpha-5-like. The record is from RefSeq and is a predicted model, not a curated record. Gene Ontology annotation, biological process: homophilic cell-cell adhesion. The coding region runs from base 1 to 2454 and encodes 817 amino acids. Gene Ontology annotation, molecular function: calcium ion binding. Gene Ontology annotation, cellular component: plasma membrane. The transcript has 2 exons. NCBI's taxonomy places the organism in Eukaryota, Metazoa, Chordata, Actinopteri, Chaetodontiformes, Chaetodontidae.